Molecule: messenger RNA, 4093 nt
Organism: Lampris incognitus (smalleye Pacific opah)
Lineage: Eukaryota; Metazoa; Chordata; Actinopteri; Lampriformes; Lampridae
Gene: lifra
Product: LIF receptor subunit alpha a
Exons: 18
Coding region: 243-3221 (992 amino acids)
Biological process (GO): cytokine-mediated signaling pathway
Cellular component (GO): external side of plasma membrane; signaling receptor complex
Molecular function (GO): cytokine receptor activity; cytokine binding
Source: RefSeq, a predicted model, not a curated record
ACGGGAUCGGCGGUCCGACGAGACGGGUGGGCGUCGCGUCAGUACAAAUACGUCUAAAACGAAACUUGACACAAACUGAGAAUUAUUUGUGCGGGGCUUGUUGCGAAAAGGAUACCUAGUGACACCUGGAGGGUGCCCUCCCUCCAUGUUUUUUUCUCUCAGGAUGUCUAGCCUGUUCUCACUGUAGGGGAGAGGAACACCUCAUUUGGAUCCACUUACGCUGACCUGACCAGCCAACCACCAUGCCUUGCCAGAGCUUUACUUCUUGUCCUUCGCUUAAUGCUAGACCUCUCCGCUUCCUGUUCGUCCUUCUUGCCCUCUCUGUUAUUCACACCCACGGCAAAGAUGCUCCUGUCGUACCUCAGCAGGUGAACCUGUCUCCCAACAUGAAAACACAGCAAUUGUCAAUUUCCUGGCUCAGUGGAGCAGCCACAACCUUUGACCUCUGGAUUCAAAGAACUGAACUCAGUGAAACCAUCUUCGAUGAUACGGUAACAGCUGACCAAGUGAAUGGUCGGUACCAGUGGAACUGGACUUCGGCAGAACCUCUGGAAUGUACCUCUCUGUCAGUCCAACUUCGCUCCAGAGAUGGCCAGACAACCAGCGAAUGGAGUGAAACACAGAUUCUACAAGGGAUGGAUUUCCCUUCCAACAAAGGAUCGUAUAUGUACCCAGUGGACUCAGUUGUGAAUGUGGGCACCAACACCACCUUCUGUUGCAUCGUAGGAGAGAGGAGGCUCUUUGGAAGUAUCUACUACAAAGUCGUCCUCAUGAAUGCGACAAGGCUAAGUAGGAGGAGCUAUGCCAUCACCAGAGUCAAUCAGGAACCUUCUGGAAUGACAGGCACCAAUGUCUUCUGUAACGACUACCAGAACACAAUACUGACCGGAGUGGUGGUGUUUGUUGGAUAUCCACCACUGCCCAGCAAUCUAGUUUGUGAGACUCAUGACUUAAAAUCAGCUGUGUGCCGAUGGAACGCAGGGCGAGAUACACAUCUGAAUGGCAACCAACGAAGGACAAACUAUACACUAAAUGGAAGGAAAUGUGAAGUGGCCAGCCAGAGCUUAAAUUGGACAGUUUGUAGUCUAGACCAGUGGGAUGGUAACUGGACCCUGGUAGCCAAGAACCCACUCGGCACAUACAGUCUGACAGACUCUGCUGAGCUCAGACACAGAGUUCGUCCUGUAGCACCAAUUAGCCUGGUCUCCAUCUCCCAUGCCUGGAAUGCCACUGUGCUGUGGCAAUGGAUGUAUAAGAGCUACGACUCACUGGCUCUUAUUUGCCAGGUGGAGCUCACCGCCUAUGGGCAAACUACAAAUCGAACCUUUCUUGGUGUGGGUCUGCAUUCAGCGGUACUAUUGGGCCUGCAUCCUGAUGAGGUCUACAGUGUUAGAGUUUGCUGUGGAGCCCAGCAAAACUUCGGGAAGUGGGGAAACUGGAGUGAGGCGCAUACCUUCAGAACCAGAAUGGACAUUCCAGAGACUCUUGAUAUGUGGGUGUGGAUGGAUGGAGAGGACACUGGACGGGUGAUGUGGAAGCCCCUGACACGAAAACAGAGUCACGGCCUGAUCACAGGUUACGAGGUGACUCUCUGGAGCCCGGAGAAGAACAUUCAACACAAUAAAAUCCUGCCCCCAAGUAACUUCACUUUGCCCUUCAACUUCUCACAAGAUGAUUAUACCAGCGGCGUUAAAAUCAUAGCUUCCAUCACAGCAAGGAAUGGAGCUGGGGUGUCUCUGCCUGCAAGUGUAGUUAUACCUUUACAUAUGGCAAAUAUUGAGCCCCCUUUUGUGUCCAGAGCAGUCUUUUUGGAUGGAGGUUUUCCUUUGUCCUGGCAGAGCAACACCAAUGCCAGCUGUGGUUAUGUGGUAGAGUGGCGUGAUGCCUCCUGCUUGCAGGACUGUUCUGUGGACUGGACCAAAGUGCCUGCUGAAAACACCACCAUCUCCCUACGGUCAGGUAACUUCGAGCAAGGUGUGAGGUACACGUUUACCCUCUACAGUUGUUCCUCUAAGGCCCCAGAGCUGAUGCACCAUUGGCAGGGAUACAUGCAGGAGAUGGUACCCUCCAGGUCUGUCCCCCACCUGUCAACCAAUCAACAGGACUCUGACAUUCAGUUGAGCUGGGAUGAGAUCCCAUUGGUCAACAGGAGAGGCUUCCUCCUGGGCUACAACAUUUACCGCAACAACGGCUCCCAGCUCACACUCUUAGCCAAUGUGUCAGACCCAGGCAGCAGGAGCUACACAGUGAGGGGUCUGCCUUUGGACUCCUAUAAGUUCACUGUCAAGGCCUACAACUCAGCUGGCGAGGACACAGGCACCACUGCCUCCAUAACCCUGAAGUCAGUCACUGAUUGGCUUAUCCUAGAAAUCUUAGCAUCCCUAGGAACCAUGACCUGUUUCCUGGUCUUUGUCACCUUCAUCUGCUAUAAAAAGAGGAAUUGGGUGAAGAAGGCAUUCUAUCCAGACAUACCUGAACCCAAGCUGGCUGGUGACUGGUCCAGGCCACAGGGCACCAUGGAUGUGAAGCCAUCUCCCCACAGCAUGGUUCGCAUUGUUGAAGAACCUGAAUGGGAUUCAAGUAAAGAAGCACUAGUUGCCAUCCCAGAGGAGGAAGAGGAUGAGGAAGGGCAGGGAAUAGGAGAUGGACCAGUUGACGCGGACGAGCCAAUGUCAUUACGCUACUACAACCAAGUGAUAGAUGACCGGCCCAUAAGGCCCCGUUUCCCAGACUCUUCUGCUUCCUCUGCCUCUUCACUAGAUUCAGCGCGUACUGAUGUUACCUACACAGGAAUUCAGACCUCAGGGUCCUCCCUGACAUUUCAGCUCCAGACACAGGGUUCCUCUGGAGGACAGCAGCCUCAGACGGAGCCCCCUGUCAGCUUUGCAGGAGGAGAGGGAAGCUACCGGCCUCAGAUGCAGCAUGGAAACGUGGGCCACAGCCCAGGCCCAGCUCAACCACAGUGUUUCCAAGAGCCACAGUCUACCACAGGAGGAUCAUUUAGUUGCUACCAGCCCCAGUGCUCUUGGAAUCUGGACUCCCCAGUGGAGGCAGGAGGGAGCGGUGGCCGGGCUCUUUCUUUGGGCUCCCCCACCUCCAUUGCCUCCACUCAGUUCCUUCUCCCUGAAGGUGGGACAGAGGACAGUGGAGAUGGAAAAGGCCAUGGGUCAUCCUCAGCAACAUCCUGGUUCCACAACUUGCUGACAUCUACUAAACCAUGAUAUUUCACUUUGUACUAGCAGACAGCCCAGGGGGUUGCAUUCGUGAAGGUUUUUUUUUUGUCAGUAUCAUGCAUCAACAAUGUCCAGCCCACAUUUGCCUAACAGAUACUGGCAUUUUAAUGAAACGGGUACAAUGUUUUUUGUGAUACAACAGUUACCUGUGAUAAUCAUUCUUACAUGGCAAAAACAGUCAACAUCAAAUAUAGAAACCUCAGCCAGUUUUUUGUAAACAGUUGCGCCUUUCGUGUAGAUAUUAAUAACAAUAAUGAUUCACUGUCUUUUAUCAGUUAAGAAAAGAAAGUAAUAUUUAUUAUCACUAAUGUGCAUUUCACUUCUGUGUUAACGUUCCAACAUAUGGAAUGCAACCCUUUGGUGUCUUGUCUGUCUUGUCCCUCAAAGCCUUCCAUGACACUCAGUGACUGUCUACUUGAGGCAUUUAGCAAUGUCAAGUCCUUUGUUUUCAAUGCAGUAUAUUCGUGUUUUGUUUUUCAUUUCAAAUGCUUUUUUUUUUGUCAUGUGACCUUAUCCAUUUCACAGGACACAAAAGGGGGAAAAAAAGCUGAAACAAAGAACAUUUCAGGCAAAAUGAUAUGACGAACACAAAAGAACACUUUGGAGAACUCUACAAAGAACACUAAUUAUACAGAGGAGCCCUCACCCUAAGAAGUUCCUGGUUACGCAAAUCACAUUGUCUGCUGGUCUGCUCCGAAGAUGACCUUGUCAUCGUUGAGAUUGGGCUAAACUGUAUGGCAGCUGUGGACCUAUUUUAAGAAAAAAUAACGGAGAGGGAGCGUAGUUGUCUGUUGAUACAUAAUUGUUACAAUAGACUGGGUGAAUAAAGAUGGUACUCUCCAGGAUUGUUGUCAAUUUCA